Harpia harpyja (harpy eagle) is the source of this 3097-nucleotide messenger RNA. RefSeq names its product G protein-activated inward rectifier potassium channel 4-like. Gene Ontology annotation, molecular function: inward rectifier potassium channel activity. Gene Ontology annotation, biological process: potassium ion import across plasma membrane; regulation of monoatomic ion transmembrane transport. Lineage: Eukaryota; Metazoa; Chordata; Aves; Accipitriformes; Accipitridae. Gene Ontology annotation, cellular component: plasma membrane. The coding region runs from base 178 to 1887 and encodes 569 amino acids. The record is from RefSeq and is a predicted model, not a curated record. The transcript has 4 exons.
CGUCCUUCCCUCCCACCGGCCGCAGCGGCACCCCAUCCACAACCGGUGGGAAGAUGCCUGGCGGCGACCAGGGUGGAGCAGGAGCCGAGGACGACGUCUGCUGGUCUGGCAGCUGCUCCACCUGGACAUGAGGACCCUGCGCACAGCCUGGGGCUGAGCCCCCGUCCCGGUACUGCCAUGGUGCUCCCCUGCGCCCGCAACAGUGGCGAUGGCGGCUGGCUGGUGCCCGAGGAGCCCCGUGGCCGCAGCAACUCUAUCCCCCCGGCGCAGACCCCCACCGCCAAGCACAUGCUGGCUUACCUCCCCCGGCCACCCACCGACACCAGCUGGUACGGCACUUUCCCCCAGAAGCCCGAACUCCCGGCCGCCCCUGGGGCUCUGGCGGAGGACAGCAGGCAGCAAGCCAGCGCCGCCGCUGCCAAGAGAAGCGCCCUGAUGCCAAACUACCUGUCCCCACCCUGCCGUGGUGGCACCGUCCCCGACGAGCCAUCCCUGCUGCCGAGCCGUGGCAGCGUGGCUGCCCAGCACCAUCCUGGUGAUCUGUCCCGGUGCCUGCUGGCCGCCCCACAGGAGGCAGGCACCCGCUGUUACGCGCUGCACACGCUGAGCGUGCCCAACAUCCCCAGCUCGGCGCGCAGCAAGACCCCCACCCGCAGUGCCGCCGCCGCCACCCCAGAGGGGCUGCAGACCCGGCGCCGCAAGCUGCUGGAGGACGAUAGCCCCGUGGUCCAGGCCAGCAAACGGCAGCGGCAGCGCUACGUGACGAAGGUGGGCAAGUGCCAGGUGAACCUGGGCAACAUCCAGGAGAAGAAGCGGUUCCUCUCGGACAUCUUCACCACCAUCGUGGACCUCAAGUACCGCUGGUUCCUCUUUGUCUUCAUGAUGUGCUACAUCGUCACCUGGGUGGUCUUCGGCACCAUCUACUUCUUCGACGCGUGGGUGCGGGGCGACAUCGGGCACCGGGGUGAUCCUGAGUGGCGGGCGUGCAUCGAGAACGUGGACGACUUCGUCUCUGCCUUGCUCUUCUCAGUGGAAAGCCAGCGGACCAUCGGCUAUGGCUCCCGGAUGGUGACGGCCAACUGCGCUGAGGGUGUCAUCCUGCUGAUGGCGCAGUCCAUCGUCGGCUCCAUGAUCGACGCCCUGAUGGUGGGCUGCAUGUUUGUCAAGAUCUCCCGGCCCAAGAAGCGCGCCCAGACCCUCAUCUUCAGCAAGAACUGUGUUGUCUCCCGCCGGGAUGAGAAACUCUGCCUGAUGUUUCGCGUGGGAGACCUGCGGGACAGCCACAUGGUAGACGCCAAGAUCCGGGCCAAGCUGAUCAAGUCCCGGCAGACGGCCGAGGGGGAGUUCAUCCCCCUGGAGCAGUCGGAGCUGAACCUGGGCUACGACACGGGGGAGGACCGCCUGUUUCUGGUGGAGCCCCAGAUCAUCUGCCACGUCAUCAACCGCCGCAGCCCCUUCUGGGACAUGUCAGCCGAGUCGCUGCGCCGGGAGCAGUUCGAAAUCAUCAUCAUCCUCGAGGGCAUUGUGGAAGCCACAGGAAUGACGUGCCAAGCCCGCACCUCGUACACGGAGGAUGAGAUCCUCUGGGGGUACCGCUUCGAGCCCUGCAUGUCCCUGGAGAAAGGCGCCUUCCGGGUGGACUACAGCCGCUUCGAGAUGACCUUCGAGGUGCAGACACCGGCCGCCAGUGCCAAGGAGCUGCACGAGCUGAAGGAGCUGGAGCAGCAGGAGCACUCCAUGCUCAGCCUCUACUGGGACCACCUCCUGCAGCCCUGCGCCCCGCCGGGGACCGGGCCCGGCAAGGAUGCUCUCACCGGGCUGAGCGGUCCCAGCAGCGUGGCCGAGGGCAGCCGGGACGAGCCGCUGGAGCAGGGGGUCGCCGCCUGAGCUGCUCCCGGGGGGCCACGGGAUGGGACGCCCGGCCGUGCCCUCCAUGCAUGGCAGGUGCCUGGCAGAGGGUCCCGCGCCGACAGUGCCAUAGCCCACCCUCCCUCCAUGGGGCUGAGCCCUCCUGCUCCCUGGCCCUCGCCCCCCCCCACCCCACAGCCCCGGCUGCAGCCACGUGGCAUUAUUUUUGCAGUGGGUGAUUAAAGUCUCUUAAUUAAAAAAACCCACACAAAUAAAUCAGCAGUGUUUGUUCUGCUUGCACGACACUUGACAGGGGUUGCUCAGACCCCCUGAAUGGGAUGGCUGCUGCACAGCAUGGGUGGGGAGGGGCUGUGACCCCACACAAGGCUCCAGGGCCCCCCCCACUGCCCCCCACGUCACUCCAGGGCCCCCCCGCAGCACCCCACAGACUCAGACAUCACCCCACAGCCUCCCCCCGACACCCCCAAGCUGCCCCCCCAGCCCCACGCAUUGCCCCAGGACCCCCCCAUCACAGAACUGUCACAGCUGGACGGUUCUGCAAGAGGCUGGGACAGAGUUUAAUAGAGUUAAACAAAUAUAAUUAAAUUAAUUAUGCUGAUAGAAAUAGAUGAAUGGCAUUAGGUGGGUCAGUAUUCAUUCCUGCACAGGGGGUGCCCUGCAAGGGUGGCGUUACCCAGUGAGGGGGUGUCCCACCCUCCUAUCCCCCCUCCCCCCCAGCACAGCACUGCGUAUGUAACUCAUCACUCCCGCCCACGCCACUAAUUACUAAUCACAGUAAAACCCCACAGAGCAGCCGCGUUUCUGCACCGUUCUCACCACCUGGCUGCUGCACCGCCAUCCUGGGGGGGUGUCGCUGGAGUGAGGAGGGGCUCAGCAAGGGGUUGGGGUGGGGGGAGUUCUGGUUGUACUUGGCUGUCCAGGGGCACCUCGUGUCGCCACAGCCAGCUCCUGCCUCUGGCGUGUGUCACUGCAGCGCAAAACAUACCAGAGGCGGCAGCGAAAUGCCACCGCUGCGCCACAUCGCGGUGCUUAAUGUCCCCUUUUAUAUCUAUAAAUCCAUAUAAAAGUUCUUAUGUAGCAGGUCUGGCUGGGAUGGCAUCACCUUCCCCCUCCAGUGCUGUGCUUUGUGGCCAUCACUUGAGGUGAAGGAGAAGAUAAAAUCCUUUUGGUUUCCUUUGCUGCUGCAUGCCACCUUUGCUUUUUCUUUAAUUAAACUGCCUUUAUCUCA